This is a messenger RNA of Mesocricetus auratus (golden hamster), 2043 nucleotides long. It is a transcript of the gene Paqr4, whose product is annotated as progestin and adipoQ receptor family member 4. The transcript has 3 exons. The record is from RefSeq and is a predicted model, not a curated record. Gene Ontology annotation, cellular component: membrane. NCBI's taxonomy places the organism in Eukaryota, Metazoa, Chordata, Mammalia, Rodentia, Cricetidae. Bases 358 to 1179 code for a protein of 273 amino acids. Gene Ontology annotation, molecular function: signaling receptor activity.
AGCUGGGGUGGAGCCUGGCGUCCCCUUCAGCGUCCGGCCGCGCCCGUCCUCAGGGCUGCGGCGAGACGCCAGGCUGCCGUGGCGGCCAACGGGAGCCCUUCUUGCGGUGCUCUGCCACGGUGGAACUGGACACACUGGGCUCCGGCAGCCGGGUCGCCAGCUUCUUUUCCCUUGCGGGGGCGUCGAGCUCGCGCGUGCGCAGCGCGUGAGGAAAGAGGGCCCGGACCCCCGACUGACCCCACGCAGGGCGACCGGACAGCCCGGAGGUGAAUCGAGAUGAGCUUCCCAGCGCUGCGGCUCCACUGAGGAGGAAGCCUGAAAGCAGAGGGUCGCCCGCCGGCCGCAGUGCAUGAGGCCAUGGCGUUCCUGUCCGGGCCGCGCCUGCUGGACUGGGCUAGCUCGCCGCCGCACCUGCAGUUCAAUAAGUUCGUAUUGACUGGCUACCGACCCGCCAGCAGCGGCUCGGGCUGCCUGCGCAGCCUCUUCUAUCUGCACAACGAGCUGGGCAACAUCUACACACACGGACUAGCCCUGCUGGGCUUCCUGGUGCUGGUGCCAAUGACCAUGCCCUGGGGCCAGUUGGGUAAGGAUGGCUGGCUGGGAGGUACACAUUGUGUGGCCUGCCUGGUCCCCCCUGCAGCCUCUGUGCUGUAUCACCUCUUCAUGUGCCACCAAGGAGGCAGUACUGUGUACACCCGGCUCCUUGCCCUGGAUAUGUGUGGAGUCUGCCUUGUCAACACUCUUGGGGCCCUGCCCAUCAUCCACUGCACUCUGGCUUGCAGACCCUGGCUUCGUCCAGCUGCUUUGAUGGGUUACACUGCACUGUCAGGUGUGGCUGGCUGGAGAGCCCUCACUGCUCCUUCCACCAGUGCCCGGCUUCGAGCCUUUGGUUGGCAAGCUGGGGCCCGCCUGCUGGUGUUUGGGGCCCGUGGAGUAGGGCUGGGCUCAGGAGCUCCAGGCUCCCUGCCCUGCUACCUGCGCAUGGAUGCACUGGCACUGCUUGGAGGGCUGGUGAAUGUGGCACGUCUGCCAGAGCGUUGGGGACCUGGCCGCUUUGACUACUGGGGCAACUCCCACCAAAUCAUGCACCUACUCAGUGUGGGUUCCAUUCUCCAGUUACAUGCUGGUGUUGUACCUGACCUGCUCUGGGCUGCCCACCACGCCUGUCCCCCAGACUGAGUUGUCUCCUAGCUGCCAAACCAGCCUGCCCACAGCUUCCUGGGACAAAUAAUGCCACCUUCCCUCCUUCUGCUGGUCUGGAAGGGGCUGGCUCCUUGGACGAGCCAGGACAUGGGACUUCCUAUCUGGGAGACCACUCUUCAUCCUUUCCUGUUGAUUAACCUCUUCUUGUACCCAGGCCUUCAAAUUCUAGCUACCCCUUUCCCUGCCAACUCCCCUCCAGGGUACCUCUUCACUGUCGGCUAGAAGGAAAUCGUUCUUUGGGCUUCAGUUUACCCUGUUUUACCUGAGAAUCUCUGAAUUCAUGUCUGACAGUUGAGUUCUGCCAACUUACCAAGCCUCCAUCCCAGAAUCACUGGCCCUACCUUGCCAUUCCCACAAGACACCUCCUGGACUCUUGAACUACCUUCUCUGCCCCUGCUUCCUGACCUCCAUCUUUCUGCCCUGCAUGCCAACCUCUCAGCAGCCAGAAUUUUACCAUUCCUGCAGUCAGGAUGCAGGGCAGUGAGACCAGGCCCUUUUCUCAGGACCAAGUGGGCACUGGUCCUGCUUGUAUCAUCUGGCCAGGAGACAUCAGAGGAGCUGCUGCUUUCCCUAGGCCACAGGCACAGAUGUGGAAUGGUGGCUUUGGAUUCAGGCCUCUCUGGACCAAAGACUCACCUUCAGUGCCGUGGUCUGACUGACUGACUUGCCUACCAGAGACACGUCUGCUCAGGAAAUUUCUAUACAAUGUGUGGUUCCAGCCUGCUGGCCAAAGGCCAUUCUGUAGCAGAGCAUUGCCUCACAGCCAGAUCAUCUCAGAGGACUAAGGCCCUAGGCAACAUCAAUAAAGGGAGAAGAAGCACUAUGUUGCCACAUGAACAA